AAAAAAGCGCCCUGUUCACGUCCCUUUUUCACACAACUUCCUUUCCAGUUUUAUUAGGUCACCCUCUCUUCGCACACCAAACGUCCAAACGUCAUUUUUCCUCCCACUCCUUUUCUCUCUCCUCCAUUCUCCAAACUUCUGGUAACAGCCUUCUUUUUCUCUUCCUGUAGAAAUGACGUUCUACGAAAAAGCUUCUAGAGCCUUCUACAAUAAUCCUUCUCUUUCCAAGCUUCUCGUCGUUGUCACCGUCAGUGGAAGUGCUGGUGGGGGUCUUUUGGCUUAUUCAGAUUCAAAGCCACAGCAUGUAGAAAAUGCAGUCAUUUCACCUGAAGGUGAAAACAAGAAAAAGAAGGUGGUGGUCCUUGGAACUGGUUGGGCUGGAACCAGUUUCUUGAAGAACCUGAAGAAUCCUUCAUAUGAUGUUCAUGUCAUAAGCCCUCGUAAUUACUUUGCAUUUACCCCUUUGCUACCAAGUGUCACUGUUGGUACAGUUGAAGCCCGUAGUAUUUGUGAACCAAUUCGCAAAAUGGUUAAGAAGAAAGAUGUUAGUGUAAGCUACUGGGAAGCUGAAUGUCUUGGUAUAGAUCCUGUAAACAAGAAAGUAAAUUGUCGAUCAACUCAAAAUGCUGAUUUGAACGGGAAAGCUGAUUUUUCUGUGGACUAUGACUACCUUGUCAUCGCUAUGGGAGCUCGUUCUAACACAUUCAACACUCCUGGGGUUGAGGAGAAUGCCCAUUUUCUGAAGGAGGUGGAGGACGCUCAAAAGAUCCGUCAGAGUAUUAUUGAUUGCUUCGAGAAGGCCGCCCUCCCAACACUUAGUGACGAGGAGAAGAAGAGAAUACUUCAUUUUGUUGUCGUUGGCGGUGGUCCAACUGGUGUUGAGUUUGCUGCAGAACUUCAUGAUUUUGUCAGGGAAGAUUUAGUGAAAUUGUAUCCUAAGGUUAAAGACCUUGUGAAGAUAACACUGUUGGAGGCAACAGAUCAUAUAUUGAAUAUGUUUGAUAAAAGAAUUACAGCAUUUGCUGAGGAUAAGUUCCACAGGGAUGGUAUCAAUCUUCAAACUGGGUCAAUGGUUGUGAAAGUCACUGACAAAGAAAUAUCAACCAAAGCGCUCAAGAAUGGCGGGGAAGUAUCCUCCAUGCCAUAUGGAAUGUUGGUAUGGUCUACCGGUAUUGGAGCUCGUCCAGUAAUAAUGGACUUCAUGAAGCAACUUAAUCAAGGAAAAAGGCGUGCCUUGGGAACUGAUGAGUGGCUUAGAGUGGAAGGAACUGGUGAAAUAUAUGCGUUGGGUGAUUGUGCAACCAUAGUCCAGCGCAAAGUCAUGGAAGAUAUUGCUGAGAUAUUCAAGAAGGCUGACAAAGAUAACUCUGGAACUCUGACUGUGAAAGAAAUGCAAGAACUGGUAGAUGACAUUCUGGAAAGAUACCCCCAAAUCGAACUUUACCUCAAGAACAGGAAAAUGAAGAGUAUUGUUGACCUGAUGACCGAUGCCAAAAAGGAUACAACCAAGGAAUCCGUUGAAUUGAACAUUGAAGAAUUCAGAUCAGCUCUCUCACAAGUGGACUCUCAGAUGAAAAACCUUCCAGCAACCGCCCAGGUUGCUGCUCAACAAGGUACCUAUCUAGCUGACUGUUUCAAUCGUAUGGAAAAGUGUGAAAGGAACCCUGAAGGCCCUAUCAGAAUCAGAGGAGAAGGUCAACAUCGGUUUAAACCUUUCAGGUAUCGUCAUUUUGGUCAAUUUGCUCCACUGGGAGGAGAACAAGCUGCAGCUGAGCUUCCCGGAGAUUGGGUGUCCAUUGGGCACAGCACUCAGUGGUUGUGGUACUCAGUGUAUGCCAGCAAACAAGUCAGCUGGCGUACAAGAGCUUUGGUGGUUGGAGACUGGUCGAGGCGUUUCAUGUUCGGUCGGGACUCCAGUCGCAUUUAAAUCCAGAUAGUGAUUUUUUUUCUUCAUAUUAAUACCUCGAAGCAAUAUCAGUCACACACGCAUUUUCACUACACGCACAUAUCGCCAUGCCAUUGAAGGUGGCAAAAUUUUGUUUAGAUGUCUUGAUUCCUUUUUUGAGCUCUGUGUAACUGAAAUAUGUUGAUGAUCGAUACAAAUUGGUGAGGUCGGAUGCACAGCACACGCUUAGAGUUAACUGUAAUAACUGUGCAGGGCUUCCACAAGUUUUGAAUUUUUGAGAUUGAUGGAUAGUGAUUGGCCAACAAAAUCAAAGGUCCAUCUACUUUGAUAUUGAAAUCCAAAUUGCCAUUUUUUGUGAA
This is a messenger RNA of Spinacia oleracea (spinach), 2265 nucleotides long. Its product is annotated as external alternative NAD(P)H-ubiquinone oxidoreductase B2, mitochondrial. The coding region runs from base 173 to 1927 and encodes 584 amino acids. Gene Ontology annotation, cellular component: mitochondrion. The record is from RefSeq and is a predicted model, not a curated record. Gene Ontology annotation, molecular function: calcium ion binding; NADH dehydrogenase activity. The transcript has 10 exons. NCBI's taxonomy places the organism in Eukaryota, Viridiplantae, Streptophyta, Magnoliopsida, Caryophyllales, Amaranthaceae.